AUGGAUCCCACGCCGCCGCUGAUCAAUCCCACGGAUUCUGUUGAAUCUCAUCAACGCCCUGCCGCAGCUGCGGAAACGAGGGAUCCCGUGGAUUCUUCAAAGAUUAUGGUUUCCCCUAUGGAGGAGGCCGCCGAGGACUCUUCUCCUCCCCCUCUCAACUUCGUCAUUCCGGGUGCGAUCCCGCAUAAGUAUUAUCGCGUUCCCGACGGCCUCAAAUCGAUCCGUCCGAAGCGCAAAGUCGCCCUCGUUUUUGGCUACAUCGGUGAGAAGUACUGCGGGCUUCAGUGGAAUCACCUGCCAAACUACCCCACCAUCGAGGAGUCGUUGUUAAAAGCGAUGUUCGAGUGCGAUCUCAUCAGCGCGGAGAACUUCCGCAGCGCGAAGGUGCAGCAACUCAUUGGGUUUGAACGGGCAAGUCGCACCGAUAAGGGCGUGCACGCGUUGCGAAAUGUAAUUUCGGUGAAUCUGAUGCUCCCGUAUAGCGCCGCGUACGUCGCGGCGUGGGAACGGCAACAAGAGGAAGGUAAGAAAGAAAUUUCUGAGGAAGAAAAUCGGUUGAACCCCCCCUUUAACGACAACGACGACGAGGAAGAAGGAGGCAAAUACAGCUAUGAAGCGGUGAAAACGCUUCUGAACGAGGCGCUUCCGGAGGAUAUCGUCGUCUACGAUGUCGUUCCCGCCACGCGAAGUUUUAACGCCUAUUUAUGCUGUGGGGGACGGCAAUACGAAUAUUAUCUACCCACCUUCGCGUUGAUGCCGCGGGAGCUUUACAUUUCGCGGUUUUUUCCCGCCACCUUGGCGCCGGCGGAUCCUUUGCCUGACGUCGACGUGCGCGUUCUCACCGGAGGAGGAGGAGGAGGAGGAGGAGGAGGGAAGGCUUCGAAAGAAGGGGAAACCGCGCACGACAGCCCUGCCUUUUUCCCCCGCCGCGGGCAUUUUCCAAUGCGGAAAAGCAAACGAAGACGGCUUUCCGCGCAACCCAAAGAAGCCGUGAAGGUCGCGGAAACCAAUCACACCGCAAACGAGUCGCCAAACGAACCCACGGCGGAUGAAAACGACGCGGAAAAAAACGUGGAAGAAGACAUGGAAGCAGCAGACGAGAUGACAAGGAGCGAGGAAAAAGGCGAUGAAAGGAAUCCACGCACGGCCACUACCGAGGAGCAGGAGGAGGAAGAGGAAGAGGAAGAAACGACGAAAACUUCUCCGAAUGACGUCGAGGCGGCAUCUGGGAUGGCGCUCUUCCGCGGUAUUCCCUCCUCCGCGAUGCGGGAGGUGGCGGCGGGGUAUCGCCUCCCCCCUUCUCAUCUCGCGCGCGUUCGUCAGCUUUUUUCGCGGUUUGAAGGAACCCAUCGUUUCCAUCGUUUCACCCCCGGUGGGAAAGCCGGGGACCCGCGUUGCGAUCGAUUUCUCCGUCGUGUGGAGGUGAGCGAUCCGUUUAUCGUUCAUCCGACGGAUGAGGAAAUUAUGGAGGCGGUGGAGUCGUGGACGCCCUUUCGUUUCUUUUCGCCCGAUGACGGCAUCGCGGAGGCUUUUCGCGCGCGAUGGGAAGCCCUUCAAGACGACGACGAAGAGGGGGAAAAGGAGAAAACGGAUGCGGAAAAGCGCGAGAAUCCCGCGAAGCGUGGGGCUCGUGACGCGACCGGGCAUCCUUCGGAUCGCCAACCGCCCCUACCUCGCAUUUCCCGCGUCGAGAUCGGGGAAGAAGGCGCCGAAGGAAACGAAAAAAACGAAAAAGAAGCAGAAAACGAAAACGAAAACGACGGCGGGGAGUUCGAUGCGCGCCGCGUGGCGCGUCUUCGGCGGGAGGUUCACCGCCACCUCCGCGCGACCUACGGCGACGGCGGGCUCGAGGUCGUCCGCAUCGCCCUCGACGGGCAGAGUUUUUUGCUGAAUCAAAUCCGAAAGAUGAUCGGCGCGGUCGUGGCGAUGCUCGCGGCCGGGCUUCCCGAUUGGUUUCUCGAAAAAGAACUGCUUUGCGUGGAAACGGGGCGGAUUCGCGGGAUCCCGAUGGCGCCCGCGAAUGGUCUUUUGCUUUCCUCGCUCGAGUUCACCCGUUAUAACCACCGCCUCGCGCGGAUCCAAAAGGGGGGGCGGAACGCGAGGGAUAAACGACCGUUGGUGAUGGACGCGAUUCCUUCCGAGGAGCUCACCCGACAGCGGCGGCGAACCGUUGCGGUGGUGUUGCGAAACGAAAUGGCGGGGGAUAUCAUGGGAACGUGGAUGCGAUCCCUGCGGAGCGUGUUGCGGACGGUGUGGAAUAUUGAAUUACCCUAA
Phytomonas sp. EM1 is the source of this 2274-nucleotide messenger RNA. NCBI's taxonomy places the organism in Eukaryota, Euglenozoa, Kinetoplastea, Trypanosomatida, Trypanosomatidae. The record is from the annotation of a GenBank genome assembly.